This is a messenger RNA of Protopterus annectens (West African lungfish), 1044 nucleotides long. Its product is annotated as potassium voltage-gated channel subfamily KQT member 1-like. Bases 58 to 1044 code for a protein of 328 amino acids. Gene Ontology annotation, cellular component: membrane. The record is from RefSeq and is a predicted model, not a curated record. The transcript is spliced from 9 exons. Gene Ontology annotation, biological process: potassium ion transport; transmembrane transport. NCBI's taxonomy places the organism in Eukaryota, Metazoa, Chordata, Ceratodontiformes, Protopteridae. Gene Ontology annotation, molecular function: voltage-gated potassium channel activity.
UGUCUUAUCUUCAGUGUGUUAUCAACUAUAGAACAGUAUUCAGAAUUUGCCACUGGAAUGCUGUUCUGGAUGGAAAUAGUGCUUGUGGUAUUUUUUGGUGCUGAAUACAUAAUGCGACUAUGGUCUGCUGGCUGCAGAAGUAAAUAUGUUGGUGUCAAAGGAAGAAUUCGGUUUGCAAGGAAACCUAUUUCUAUAAUUGAUCUGAUUGUUGUAAUAGCAUCUAUCAUUGUACUGAGUGUUGGAUCUAAUGGACAGGUGUUUGCCACUUCUGCUAUCAGGGGCAUCCGCUUCCUUCAGAUACUUCGCAUGCUUCAUGUGGAUCGACAGGGAGGUACUUGGAGACUUUUAGGAUCGGUUGUUUUCAUUCAUCGACAGGAACUGAUAACGACUUUAUAUAUUGGAUUUUUGGGACUCAUUUUUUCCUCAUACUUUGUGUACUUGGCUGAAAAAGAUGUAGUUGAUGAAGAAGGAAAGACAGGAUUUUCAAGCUAUGCAGAUGCCCUAUGGUGGGGUGUGGUGACUGUCACUACAAUUGGAUAUGGUGAUAAAGUACCCCAAACAUGGAUUGGGAAAACAAUAGCUUCUUGUUUCUCGGUCUUUGCAAUAUCCUUUUUUGCUCUUCCAGCAGGUAUCUUGGGGUCUGGAUUUGCCUUAAAGGUUCAGCAGAAACAACGUCAAAAACAUUUCAAUAGACAAAUACCAGCUGCUGCCUCUCUUAUUCAGACUCUCUGGAGGUGCUAUGCUGCAGAGAAGACUUGUAGCUCCACAGCAACAUGGAAAAUCUAUAUAAUGUUACCAGAACACACUGCUCGAAAUGUAGUAGUACCACCCAGUCCUCUGAUAAGAAAACAGCAGUCCAGAAAAUAUAAAAGGAAAGCCAAGCCUAGCACCACUGCAACUUUGAAUGCUGGAGAAAAUGCGUUAUCAGUUCCACAGAUAACAUUUGACAGCAUUGAUGAUAAAGAAGAAAAGAAAGAUGUUGCCUUUUAUAUCGAAGAACCUGCAGGUAAUAAAUGUUUCACUUUUUUAGUAUUUAUGAGAUGA